UGUAAUCCGGCGAUUCAUUGAGGCAACUUCAUUCGACCCGCCCGCUGCUGCCAUGACGGUUUUUGGCCACCAUAAGCUCAGCAGCAUCAAGUCGAUGAAAUUGUUCAUCUGCUUAGUUGGCGUGACGUCGUUUCUGCUGCUGAUAUUCUGCCUGUACACUACAAUAAGUACGCCGGAGAAGGAAGUGGCACCGCUCUCGCUGCCCAACGAUGGGUACCAGAAUGUGGUCUCGUACGAGUUGCGGCGCAGCCAAACGAUCGUGCCGGAGAAGUACAAUGAGCACCAGGUGAGGGAACGCAUCAUUCGCGACAAAAUCAAACGACUAGUGGGCAGCAACAAGCCACCACAGGCCGCCACCGGGGGACGGUCCUCGUCUUCGGACCAUCGGAACAGAACAUUCACCAAGAGCCGGAACGUGCACAUCUUUUACCACGGCUCGGUGGCGUGGUACAAACCGACGGAACCGACGCCGCAUCCGCCGGGCGGCGGUAAGCUAUUGGCGCGCAUUUACGCAAACAGUUCGGUUUCGUUUCGACCGCACGAUGAACCCACCGUCGUCAAUACGGCUUUCUAUCCGAAGCGCAAACUGUACAACACCAGCGAAGCCAUCGUGCGCGAGCAUUUCGAUGAAAUUCAGAACUGUGGCAUCGGCACGGUCGUGCUCGGUUGGGAGCCACACUUUUCCGAGUACCAGCUGCGAAUGAUCUUCAAAGUGGCGCACCAUUUCGAUCUCAAAGUCGCCAUUGAAGUGCUAGAGUACCCAGAUCGAACGAUCGAAAGCGUGCGAAGCAACAUCAAGUACUUCGCGGACACAUUUGGCGACACAACCGGGCCGCUCUGCUACUACCGUGUGCUCUCGAAACAGCGUAAUCUGCCGCUGUUCUACGUGCGAAAAGCGUACCGCAUCCCGGACUCCGACUGGAAGCGACUGCUGAACCGCAACGGAAUACUCUCGAUCCGGGGAACAAGCUACGACGCGAUCGUGCUAGCACACAUCGCCUCGGAGGAGCACAAAUCGAUGGUCCGCCGGGCUGGGUUCGACGGGUUCUACACGUAUCUGCCCAGCAAUGGUGCCAGCUAUGCGUCCACGUGGAAGAAUUGGAACGAUCUGAAACGGUUUGCCGACAGCUACCGGCUACUGUUUGUGCCCACGAUCGGGCCCGGGUUUUACGAUCGCAAAAAAUACCAACGCAAUGUACACCAAAACCACGGCAUAACCAACAUCAAACGGUACCGCUCGAAUGGGCAGUACUUUGACGUGGGGUGGCGCACGGCCCUGAAGAACGGGGCCCAGAUCGUGACCAUCAACAGCUACAACAACUGGGUCGACGGUACGCAAAUCGAGGCCGCGAUUCCGGUGUUUGGCUUCCGCGACUAUCUACCGGGGCCGCCGGAGAAAUAUCUUGACCUAACACAGUCCUGGGUGGAGGAGUACAUAAAGUACAAGCUGAACAACAUAAGGAUCAACAAGAAGACGGAGCUCACGCUCAACUGUUACGAGUUCAUCAACGCUACCAUAUGCUAG
Molecule: messenger RNA, 1525 nt
Organism: Anopheles cruzii
Lineage: Eukaryota; Metazoa; Arthropoda; Insecta; Diptera; Culicidae
Product: glycoprotein endo-alpha-1,2-mannosidase-like protein
Exons: 1
Coding region: 53-1525 (490 amino acids)
Cellular component (GO): Golgi apparatus
Molecular function (GO): alpha-mannosidase activity
Source: RefSeq, a predicted model, not a curated record